AUGAGCGAUUUAGAACAUAGCAUGAAACAUGUCGAGAGUCCAAAAGUUUAUAAUCCGUAUAAAUCUCAAAAAUCUCAUUUAUUCAAACUUAAAGGCUCAGUUUUACCAAAUGUUAUUGGUUCUUCUAUAAUAAUCACCUUAUUCUCUGCUGGCAUAGUCGCUUUAUAUGAAUUCAAUCAAUUGAAUCUUAGUAUACCUAUUUCUUUAAUUACCGUUCUUGGCCUGGUGGUUGGUCUAUUGCUUACCUAUAGAACCAAUACUGCUUACGAUAGGUAUUGGGAAGGACGUAGACUGUGGGCUACUAUGGUAGUGGCAAUACGUAAUUUCACAAGAUUUAUAUGGGUACACAUAGAUGACAAUAACACCACUAAAAUAAUACUAGAGAAAAAAACCGCAAUCAAUUUAUUAACAGGAUUUGCAGUUGCAACAAAACAUUUUUUACGUGAGGAGGACGGUUGUCUAUAUGAUGAUAUUAGGCCCUUGAUUUCCAAUAUCCAUUCUACAUUACCUGGAUUCAAUCAAAAAACAACAGUUGUUCCAACUAGAAAAAGACUAACAUUAUGGGAUCAAUUGUUACACAGGACAUCAAAACCUCAUUUGAGAGUCGAUAAAGAAAGUGGCUCUGAUGUAAAUCACAACUUACCAUUGGAAAUCUGUCUUUACCUAUCAUCUUACGUUCAUGACAAUGCCGCCAAAAAUAGAAUCACUGCUCCAGUUACCACAAAUAUGCUUAAUUGUAUCAAUACCAUGGUGGAUUGUUUAUCACAAUUUGAAAGAGUGUUGAGAAGUCCAAUUCCUCUUGCCUAUUCUAUUCAUUUGGCUCAGACUGUCUGGAUAUAUUGUUUGUCAUUACCUUUUCAAUUGAUGGGUACGGCUCAUUGGGCAACUAUUCCUAUUGUAUUCUUUGCUUGUGUAGUUUUGCUUGGUAUUGAAAGAAUAGGCGCCGAGAUUGAGAAUCCAUUUGGUUACGACGAUAAUGAUUUACCAUUGGAUGAUUUUUGUGGGUGA
This is a messenger RNA of Entrophospora sp. SA101, 1008 nucleotides long. The record is from the annotation of a GenBank genome assembly. NCBI's taxonomy places the organism in Eukaryota, Fungi, Glomeromycota, Glomeromycetes, Entrophosporales, Entrophosporaceae.